Molecule: messenger RNA, 3971 nt
Organism: Miniopterus natalensis
Lineage: Eukaryota; Metazoa; Chordata; Mammalia; Chiroptera; Miniopteridae
Gene: FCSK
Product: fucose kinase
Biological process (GO): GDP-L-fucose salvage
Molecular function (GO): ATP binding; fucokinase activity
Source: RefSeq, a predicted model, not a curated record
CAUAAAAAAGCCCGCAGAGCCCAGCACCCGGUGGAGGCAGGAAGCCCCUCAACUUUGGCCAGUAUGGAGCAGCCCAAGGGGAUUGAUUGGACGGUUAUCAUCCUGACAUGCCAGUACAAGGACAGUGUCGAGGUCUUCCAGAGAGAGCUGGAAGUGCGGCAGAAACGAGAGCAGAUCCCCGCCAGGACUUUGUUACUGGCUGUGGAGGACCCUGAGACUCGCGUGGGCAGUGGAGGAGCCACCCUUAAUGCCCUGCUGGUGGCUGCUGAACACCUGAGUGCCCAGGCAGGCUUCACUGUGGUCACAUCUGAUGUCCUACACUCGGCCUGGAUCCUCAUCCUGCACAUGGGCCGAGACUUCCCCUUCGAUGACUGUGGCCGGGCCUUCACCUGCCUCCCUGUGGAGAACCCUCAGGCCCCCGUGGAGGCUGUGGUCUGCAACCUGGACCGCCUGCUGGACAUCAUGAGCUAUCAGCUGGGCCCAGGCUCCCCGCCAGGUGUGUGGGUCUGCAGCACCGACAUGCUGCUGUCCGUUCCUCCUAACCCAGGGAUCAGCUGGGACGGCUUCCGGGGAGCCAGAGUGAUCGCCUUUCCAGGGAGCAUGUCCUAUGCCCGGAACCAUGGUGUCUACCUCACCGACUCCCAGGGCUUCGUUUUAGACAUUUACUACCAGGGCACCGAGGCGGACAUACAACGGUGCGCUAGGCCUGAUGGGCGCGUGCCACUGGUCUCUGGGGUUGCCUUUUUCUCUGUGGAGACUGCUGAACGCCUCCUGGCCACCCACGUGAGCCCGCCCCUGGAUGCCUGCACCUACAUGGGCUUGGACUCUGGAGCCCGGCCUGUCCAGCUGUCUCUAUUUUUCGACAUCUUGCUGUGCAUGGCUCGGAGUGUGAGCAGAGAGGACUUCCUGAUGGGGCGGCCUCCGGAGAUGGGGCAAAGUGAUGGAGAUGUCUCAGGUUAUCUUCAGGUUGCCCGGGCCAAACUGUGGACGGAGCUUCGUGAUCAACCCCUCACCAUGGCAUAUAUCCCCGAUGGCAGCUACAGCUAUAUGACCAACUCGUCCAGUGAGUUCCUGCACAGUCUCACGUUCCCUGGGGUUGCUGGGGCCCAGGUCGUGCACUCCCAGGUGGAGGAGCUGCAGCUACUGGAGGCUGGGAGCUCUGUGGUCAAUUGCCUGCUGGAGGGCCCUGUCCGACUGGGUCCUGGGAGUGUCCUGCAGCACUGCCAUCUCCGGGGCCCCAUUCACAUAGGUGCUGGUUGCUUUGUGAGUGGCCUGGACAUGGCCCAAUCCAAGGCACUCCACGGCUUGGAGCUGCAUGAUCUUGUCCUACAGGGGCACCAUUUGCGGCUGCACGGCACCCCUGUCCGUGCCUUCACCCUCGUUGGCCGUCUGGACAGCUGGGAAAGACAGGGGACAGGAACAUAUCUUAACAUGCCAUGGAGUGAAUUUUUCCAGAAGACAGGCAUUCGAAACUGGGACCUGUGGAACCCAGACACACCCCCAACAGAGCGUUGCCUUCUCAGUGCCCGCCUCUUUCCUGUGCUCCACCCCUCAAGGGCCCUGGGGCCCCGGGACGUGCUGUGGAUGCUAGACCCCCAGGAGGAUGGGGGUGAGGCCCUGUGGGCCUGGCGGGCCUCCUGGCGUCUGUCCUGGGAGCAGCUGCAGCCUUGUCUGAACCGGGCUGCCACACUGGCCUCCCGCCGGGACCUGUUCUUCCGCCAGGCCCUGCUUAAGGCACGCAAGGUGCUGGAGGCCAGGCAGGACCUCAGCCUGCGCCCACUGAUCCGGGCCGCUGUCCGAGAGGGCUGUCCUGGGACCCUGCUGGCCAUGCUGGACCAGGUUGCAGCUGGAGUGGGAGACCCAGGCGUGGCUGCCCGGGUGCUGGCCUGUGUGGCAGAUGUACUGGGCUGCAUGGCAGAAGGCCGAGGCGGCUUACGGAGUGGGCCAGCUGCCAAUCCUGAGUGGAUUCGGCCCUUCUCAUACUUGGAGUCUGGAGACCUGGCUGGGGGUGUGAAGGCACUUGCCCAGGAGCGGGACAAGUGGCUGAGCAGGCCAGUCUUGCUAGUGCGAGCUGCUCGCCACUACGAGGGGGCUGGGCAGAUCCUGAUCCGCCAGGCUGUGAUGUCAGCCCAGCACUUUGUCUCCAUGGAGCCUGUGGAGCUGCCGGCACCUGGGCAGUGGGUGGUGGCUGAGUGCCCAGCUCGAGUGGAUUUCUCUGGAGGCUGGAGUGAUACACCACCCCUCGCCUAUGAGCUUGGUGGGGCAGUGCUGGGUCUGGCUGUGCGAGUGGAUGGCCACCGGCCCAUUGGGGCCAGAGCUCGUCGCAUCUGGGAGCCUGAGCUGUGGCUGGCAGUGGGGCCUCAGCAGGAUAAGAUGGCCAUGAAGAUAGUGUGCCGGAGCCUGGAGGACCUGCAGGAUUACUGUCAGCCCCAUGCUCCAGGGGCCCUGCUGAAGGCGGCCUUUAUCUGUGCUGGGAUUGUGCACAUCCAUUCCAGGCUCUCACUGAGUGAGCAGUUGCUGCACAACUUUGGGGGCGGCUUCGAGCUGCACACCUGGUCUGAGUUGCCCCAUGGCUCUGGCCUGGGCACCAGCAGCAUCCUGGCAGCCACUGCCCUGGCCGCCUUGCAGCGGGCAGCAGGUCGGAUGAUGAGCAGGGAGGCCCUGAUCCAUGCAGUGCUGCACCUGGAGCAGGUGCUCACCACAGGAGGUGGCUGGCAGGACCAAGUGGGUGGUCUAAUGCCUGGCAUCAAGGUGGGGCGCUCCCGGGCUCAGCUGCCACUGAAGGUGGAGGUAGAAGAGAUAACUGUACCGGAGGGCUUUGUCCAGACGCUCAAUGACCACCUGCUCCUGGUGUACACUGGCAAGACACGCCUAGCUCGGAAUCUGCUGCAGGAUGUACUGAGGAGCUGGUAUGCCCGGCUGCCUGCUGUCGUGCAGAAUGCCCACAACCUAGUGCGGCACACAGAGGAGUGUGUAAAAGCCUUCCACCAAGGAAGCCUGCCUCUGCUGGGCCAGUGCCUGACCUUGUACUGGGAGCAGAAGAAGCUCAUGGCUCCAGGCUCUGAGCCCCUGGCUGUGCGGCGAAUGAUGGAUGUCCUGGCCCCCCAUGUGUAUGGCCAGAGCCUGGCAGGGGCAGGCGGUGGGGGCUUUCUUUAUCUGUUGACCAAGGAGCCAAAGCAAAAGGAGGUUCUGGAGGCCGUGCUGGACAAGACUGAGGGCCUCGGGAACUACAGCAUCCACCUAGUAGAAGUGGACACUCAGGGCCUGAGCCUGCAGCUGUUGAGGAGUGAGACCUCAACCGGAGGCCCCUUCCCAUGAGGCUCAUCCCUUGGCAAGAGAACACCUGGAGCUACAGCAGCCCCUCCCUUCAGAGCACUCAGUCUCCUACUCCCCACCUACCUCUUUAUGAAUCUUCUCCCAAAGUAAGCUGACCUGAGUUUGGGCCCAGUCCCUUCUGAAUCCCGGUGAAGCAGAGACCACCUGGGAAUGGGACUGUUACUUCCUGGUUAAUAGUGGCCUAGGCUUGGUCUCUGCUCCAUCUAGACAUAAGAAGGUCCUAUGUUCAGUAUCCCUUGUGGCCUUUACAAAUCCCAUUGCUCAGCUGUGGCCUUAAGCUUCUUACUCUCCAUUAAGGCCCUGGAAGGAGAUGACAAUCAGCCUUAGCCUGGGUCCUUCGGCAAGGCUGACCCUAAUGAGACCCUAUGAGGCAUUUCCUGUGGCCUUCCUUAGAGGUCAGGCUUUCCCCUGAAUAGAGACUUCCAUGUUCAAUACACACUCCCAGGCUGACUUGAUGGAGUGGGAGUAGAGUUGGGGGUCCAUACCCAUGUCUGUGGUAGUGAGCUAGUGCGUUCUACAGCUAGCCACUGCUAACUCAGGCCUUAACCAAUAAAAUGGACUGUGCCACGAAACCUAUGGGCAAUAGGUUUUCAGGACUGUGAACUUCUUGGAAUAAAUUCAAUCUUCCCUUCAAA